AUGCAUAAAAUGAUCGAAGAAACUGCCAGAAAAUUUUUCAUUGCUAUAUUUAAGAAUGCCUGCGAGUGCGAACGACAAUUUUUCUUUGAAGCUGUGAAAGUCAAUCUUAGUGAUUACAUUUUACAGUCAAUUAAGAGAAAUAAUUUGAAAGAAAUAGGCACCAGAAACAGCCCGUAUAUAUGUGUUAAAAAAUAUAUGACACAAUCACAAACCGAAGUAUCUAUAAAAUCUUGUAGCAUUUCAAAAUUCAAUACGUUGAAUACAUUAUUUAGAAAUUAUAGACAGGAAUAUAAAGAUAAAAAUUUUAUGGAUGAUAUCAUUGAUAA
Messenger RNA from Racocetra persica, 326 nucleotides. The record is from the annotation of a GenBank genome assembly. NCBI's taxonomy places the organism in Eukaryota, Fungi, Glomeromycota, Glomeromycetes, Diversisporales, Gigasporaceae.